AUGGCAAACUUUUGUGUCGUUAUCUCUACAAUAAUGGUAGCUUUGUUUCUCACCUCCAAUGACGCCCUCCCGACGGCCGAUAUGAACGAUACGCCUUAUGCUUUAACGCGUAAUUAUACGUAUGUUUGUGAUCCUUCGAGGUUUAAUGACCUCGGAAUGGACAUGAGUUCAUUUGCAUAUUGCGAUUCGUCUCUUCCUUAUGGUACUAGGGUGAAGGAUUUAAUAGACAGAAUGACUUUGGAAGAAAAAGUGCAGCAGAUUGGAGACACUGCUACUGGGGUUCCUAGGAUUGGGCUGCCUAAAUAUGAGUGGUGGUCGGAGGCAUUGCACGGUGUAUCGAACGUAGGCCAAUGGAACAGUAAGGCCUCGUUCUUCGAUGAUGAAAUCCCUGGUGCGACAAGUUUCCCAACUCCCAUUUGCACCGUUGCAUCAUUUAACCAGUCGAUGUGGAAAAUGAUCGGACAGGCUGUUUCGACAGAAGCAAGAGCAAUGUAUAAUUUAGGACAUGCUGGACUGACAUUUUGGAGUCCAAACAUCAAUGUAGUACGGGAUCCUCGAUGGGGACGAGCCCUCGAGACACCGGGAGAAGAUCCUUAUGUUGUUGGAACAUAUGCCUCUAGCUAUGUUAGAGGAUUGCAGGAUGUUGAUGGGACAGAGAAUACAACUGACCUUAAUUCUAGGCCUCUUAAGGUUGCUGCCUGUUGCAAACAUUAUGCAGCUUAUGAUGUCGAUGCUUGGCUUGGAAUUGAGCGUUACAAUUUUGACGCACAGGUAACUGAGCAAGACAUGGCCGAGACUUUUGUUAAGCCCUUUGCAAUGUGUGUUAAACAAGGUGAUGUAUCCAGCGUCAUGUGUUCAUACAACAAGAUUAAUGGUAUUCCUGUCUGUGCUGAUCGAAGGCUUUUAAAAGAUGUCAUUAGGGGACAAUGGGAUCUUCACGGAUUGGAUUUGGAUUGCGGGAAUUACUACACGAACUUUGCUAACAAGGCAGUAGUUCAAGGGAAAAUCAAAGAGGGAGAUAUUGAUAGUGCCCUUCAAAACCUCUAUGUUGUGCUUAUGAGGCUUGGAUAUUUUGAUGGGAGCCCUCAGUAUGAAACACUUACCAAAGAUGACAUAUGCACUGAUGAACACAUCGAAUUAGCAACUGAAGCAGCAAGAGAAGGAAUCGUCCUUCUUGAACGACGACAACAUUUUACCUUUGAUCUCAGACAAUGUAUACCUUGCAAGUAUACAACUCCUUUAGAUGGAUUCUCAGCCUCUGGUAAUGUACAAUAUGAAAUGGGGUGUGACAGUGUAGCUUGCAACAAUGACAGCUUAAUAUUACCUGCAACACAAGCAGCAAAACAGGCUGAUGCAACUAUUGUCGUUGUGGGAUUGGAUUUAAGUUGUGAGGCUGAGAGUCUGGAUUGA
Fraxinus pennsylvanica is the source of this 1410-nucleotide messenger RNA. Lineage: Eukaryota; Viridiplantae; Streptophyta; Magnoliopsida; Lamiales; Oleaceae. The record is from the annotation of a GenBank genome assembly.